Messenger RNA from Anopheles merus, 972 nucleotides. RefSeq lists its product as uncharacterized. NCBI's taxonomy places the organism in Eukaryota, Metazoa, Arthropoda, Insecta, Diptera, Culicidae. The record is from RefSeq and is a predicted model, not a curated record. The coding region runs from base 1 to 972 and encodes 323 amino acids. The transcript is spliced from 2 exons.
AUGAUAAUCCAGCCGCCAUCGCAGCCUACGUCGACGCCAUCGCAGCCUACGUCGACGCCAUCGCAGCCUACGUCGACGCCAUCGCUAAUCAAUGCGUCACCAGGCAUCAUUAGCAGUGCGGAUAGUGCAACGAUGCUGCAAAUGAUGAAUUUGCUUCAACAGCAAAUGGCACAGCAGCAGCAGCUGCUUAAUGAUUUUCUUCACGCGCGCAUGCCGAGCCAAUGCGCCCCACCCACCACGUUGCAGCCUGAACAAAUAAUUGAUACUCUGUCUCACCACAUUUCAGAGUUUCAAUACAACAAGGAGACUGGUAUAACCUUCAAAAGCUGGUUUUCACGCUAUCUCGACCUGUUCCAGAAGGACGCGGCAAGGAUCGACGACGCAGCCAAAGUGCGAUUGUUGCUGCGCAAACUGGGACCAUCCGAGCACGAUCGCUACUUAAGCUUCAUCAUGCCGAGCCGCCCGCCGGAUUUUUCACUCGAGCAGACUGUGGAAAAACUUACAUGCCUGUUCGACACCCAAGAAUCACUGCUGAGCAAGCGGUUCAAAUGCUUGCAGAUCAUGAAGACGCGGACCGAGGAUCAUCUCAGCUAUGCGUGUCGAAUUAACAAGGCGUGUGUCGAGUUCGAGCUAAAGAAGUUGAACGAGGAAGAGUUCAAGUGUUUGCUGUACGUGUGCGGGUUGAAAGACGAGAUCGACGCAGACAUCAGGACGCGACUGCUAGCCCGCAUUGAGGAUAAGGCCUUGACCUUGCAACAGCUUUCUUCAGAGUGCCAUCGGUUAAUCAACCUGAAAAAGGAUAGCGCAAUGAUCGAGGCACCGGUACCAGAGCGUGUUCUAGCAGUGCUGAUGUUAUCGACGCGUUUGCUCUAUGGUCGGUUCCGAUGGACAGUUUUUGUUGCCACGUUACAGGUACGUCUACCACGCCGAAGCAAUGGCAAGAACGGUUCCCAACAGUCUUUCAAGGAAUAG